AAGCCCGCUCCAGCAAUCAUGGUACAUCCCCUCCCUCCAGUUUCUCUUUCCGGAUGGUCUCUGAUCCUGCCAUGAGCGUAUUAAUCUCUUUUCAGCUCAUUCCGCCGGACUGAAAACCCUCCGAGCAGGGCUAUAUAAACCCUCUCCUCUCCCUCCUUUGUCUUCUUCUCUUCUUCCUUUUCUUAUCCUUUUCAUCAGUCAACCCUGCUUCGAUUCAGUCUUCCUCUGCUGCUAUCCCGCAAGUUAUACAUCUUCCUGUCUUACCUUAUAUAUAUCUUAUCCUUUCUUCUGUUUCAUAUACCAUCUCCGUCCAUCACAAUGGCUGCUACCCAGCGUUACCAACCUUCAGCUCUCCCCAUCAAUGUCCCCUCCAAAGCCCCCGCACCAGCUGGUCUCUACCCCAUCGGCCGGGUAACUGGCUCUCCGCCAGAUGUCGACAACACUAGUAUGACGGCUGGUAGUCGAACCUCGGGAGGCUUUGGCUAUAGCUCCGGGAGCGACUAUGAAUCCAGCAACGGAUCGUACUCGGGUGUCGACGUUGUCGAUGUUCUAAAUGACCGCAUGCAAGAGACUUUUGAUCCCACUCCAUUGGAUAGGGGAUUGGUAAAGCAAGCGCAAACCUCCGGCCACCUCAACGCCAAGCAACGAGAACUCAUGGAACUGCAAGCUCUCGCCCAGCGUCGUCUGAAAGGCGCUCGUUUGAACUUCUCAGAGGGCAUCAAAGUCGCCCGCGAGACCAAGCGCGACCUUGAAUGGACCCAGAAGCGUGUGAAUGCCUUGAAGACAAAAGCUGAAGCUGCACACCCGGAAGAAUACAGACGAGCGUCGAAGAAGUACGCCUUCCACGAUGACGACUACUGAGAUUGCAUUCGUUUCGACCAGACUUUUGUAUAUUUCAUUUUUUUCUGUUGGUUUUAUGACGGCGACGAUUUCUCUUUUUCCAGCGUUUUUCAGCACAAAAUCUUGGUUUUUUUUGGGGGAGUAAUUCAGGAUCAUUGGACUGGGUCGUAUUUUGCUCCUUUUUGGUCAUUGUUUAGCAAGGGUAUUGGGUAUAGCGCUUUUUGCUUUUCGAAUCGAAAAAACUCCUCUUUCACCAUCUUCAACAAUGUAGGUCGUCGUCUUAAGCGUGCAAAGGAAACAAACGACGUCCGGUUUAACUCGAUUCAAAUGUCUGGUUCGACCCACGCAGGAACCAGACAUUCACUCGCGCUUAGACUUUAACGGGCGAUCUCC
Messenger RNA from Aspergillus ruber CBS 135680, 1233 nucleotides. RefSeq names its product KxDL motif-containing protein. The transcript is spliced from 3 exons. Lineage: Eukaryota; Fungi; Ascomycota; Eurotiomycetes; Eurotiales; Aspergillaceae. Bases 319 to 861 code for a protein of 180 amino acids. Gene Ontology annotation, cellular component: endosome; BLOC-1 complex. Gene Ontology annotation, biological process: regulation of protein localization; endosome organization. The record is from RefSeq and is a predicted model, not a curated record.